AUGGCCGCCCCAGAACUGGUAGAACAGCAAGGCGUGCGCAUAGCAGUCGAAGGUUGCGGCCAUGGAGUGCUACACGAGAUCUAUGCGUCUGUCGCAAAAGCUUGCGAGCUAAAAGGCUGGCCAGAUGUGGAUCUCCUAAUUAUUGGCGGCGACUUCCAGGCUGUUCGAAACGCGUCCGAUCUCAAGGCAGUAUCGAUGCCCUCCAAGUACUACGCCAUGCACGACUUUCACGAGUACUACUCAGGCUUGCGCACAGCCCCGUAUCUCACCAUAUUCAUCGGCGGCAACCACGAAGCGAGCAACUACAUGUGGGAGCUCUACUACGGUGGGUGGGCCGCACCAAAGAUAUACUACAUGGGCGCAGCCAAUGUGAUAAGGCUGGGACCACUGCGCAUUGCUGGUCUGUCUGGUAUCUGGAAAGGCUACAACUACAAGAAGCCACACUAUGAGCGCUUGCCCUACAACAGUGACGAUGUUCGGAGCAUCUAUCAUGUUCGAGAACUCGACGUGCGGAAACUGCUUCAAAUACGGACGCAGGUUGACAUUGGACUGAGCCAUGACUGGCCGCGCGGUAUGGAGUGGAAAGGCAAUUACCGGCAGCUCUUUAGCUGGAAGCCGGACUUUGAGCAAGAGGCCAAGGACGGUACUCUUGGUAGUGUUGCUGCAAAGGUAGUCCUUGAGCGCCUGCGACCACCUCAUUGGUUCAGCGCCCAUAUGCAUGCUAAGUUUCCCGCCGUUUGGGACCACGCAGAAGUUCCGACUGCUCCGCCACCGCAAAAAGAUGCUGAUAGUGCUAUCCCGCGAGUCGUAAACGACGGCGAGAUUGAUCUGGAUGUAUCAAACGAGGAGCCAAUACCAGCACCUAAGAAUGAUGCCGAAAUUGAUCUUGACAUGGAUUUGGACGAGGACGAGGUGGUCCCUGUACCAGUCGCAGAGCCCAAGGAGCCUAUACAACCUGCUGAUAUGGAGAGCGAGACUCAAGUUCCAGAAGACAUUCGCAGCCUCUUGCCGGAAUCAUUCUCACGUCCGAAGGCUGAGACAGUACAGACCCUCCCCUUUCCUGAAGAUAUAACGAACAAGACGACCAACUUCCUCGCACUAGACAAGUGCUUGCCCAAACGGAGCUUCCUGCAAUUGCUGGAAAUACAACCACAUACACCUGCGGAAUUGCAACGGCCUCUGCGAUUGCAGUAUGACAAGGAGUGGCUUGCCAUUACUCGUGUCUUCGCCGAUCACCUUACUGUAGGGGAUCCCUAUGCGCAAGUCCCUGCAGACAAAGGCGAUGCGGUCUACCGACCUCUUGUGGAGAAAGAGAUAGCUUGGAUCGAAGAGAACCUUGUUAGAGCUGACAAGAUGAUGAUACCUGAGGAUUUUACAGCAACUGCGCCGACAUACGACCCCGCACUAGGCAUACAUGUCCAGGCUACCCCGCAAGAGUACAGUAACCCGCACACUCAGUCAUUUUGCAACUUACUGCAGAUCCCAAAUGUGUUUCAUGCGUCAGAUGAAGAGCGGGCACAAUUAGCGCAACGCGGUCCGAGACCGGAGCAACAGCGGUCCAAUCGAGGCGGGGGAAGAGGCGGAGGUGGACAUAGAGGGGGUGGGCGUGGCCAAGGGCAUAGGGGACGUGGGAGGGGCGGAAGGGGUGGUCGUGGUCGGGGAAGAUGGUGA
Alternaria incomplexa is the source of this 1671-nucleotide messenger RNA. RefSeq lists its product as uncharacterized. Gene Ontology annotation, cellular component: nucleus. Lineage: Eukaryota; Fungi; Ascomycota; Dothideomycetes; Pleosporales; Pleosporaceae. The record is from RefSeq and is a predicted model, not a curated record. Gene Ontology annotation, biological process: mRNA splicing, via spliceosome. Gene Ontology annotation, molecular function: RNA lariat debranching enzyme activity. Bases 1 to 1671 code for a protein of 556 amino acids. The transcript is spliced from 2 exons.